Chrysoperla carnea is the source of this 657-nucleotide messenger RNA. Its product is annotated as endocuticle structural glycoprotein ABD-4-like. Gene Ontology annotation, cellular component: chitin-based extracellular matrix. The record is from RefSeq and is a predicted model, not a curated record. NCBI's taxonomy places the organism in Eukaryota, Metazoa, Arthropoda, Insecta, Neuroptera, Chrysopidae. The coding region runs from base 124 to 543 and encodes 139 amino acids. Gene Ontology annotation, molecular function: structural constituent of chitin-based larval cuticle. The transcript has 3 exons.
GUUUUUUAGAAAUAAUAAUCAUAAUUGCCUUAUCAUUUGAUUAAAACGCGAGAAAAACAUCUUUUAAUUAUUAAAAAAAAGUUGUGUUUUAGUGCUUUUCUUAGUUUAGAAAAAUUUGCCACAAUGAAAUUGCUACUAGUCAUUGCUGCCGUAUGUUUGUCCUAUGUUUAUGCUCGACCACAACCACAAAAGGAUGAAGAAGUUGCUAUCAUUAGUCAAUCAUCAAAUCAAGACCCAGAUGGUGGAUACCAAUGGAGUUAUGAAGCAGCUAAUGGUAUUAAAGCGCAAGAAGUUGGAACAAUAAAAAAGGCAACUGGCCCAGACACAUCUGAUGUGAUUAUUACCUCUGGUUCGGCAUCAUGGACAGCACCUGACGGAACCGUUAUUAACUUAUCAUACACUGCCGAUGACGAAAGGGGCUUUGUACCAGUUGGUGAUCAUUUACCAACACCUCCUCCAGUUCCAGAAGCAAUCGCCAAAGCUGUGGAAUACUUAUUAUCAUUACCAUCAACCACAGAAGCUCCACGUGCCGGCAAAAAAUAGUCAAAUAAAUUAAAAAGAUAUGAUAAUUUUAUUAAAAAUUAGUUAUUACUUAAGAAUGUUGAGAUGAUCUCUUAAAUGAGGAGAAAAAUUAUAAACAAAUUGUUUUUUCAAAAA